Frankliniella occidentalis (western flower thrips) is the source of this 1830-nucleotide messenger RNA. Its product is annotated as LIM domain only protein 3-like. Gene Ontology annotation, molecular function: transcription coactivator activity; DNA-binding transcription factor binding. The record is from RefSeq and is a predicted model, not a curated record. The transcript is spliced from 6 exons. Gene Ontology annotation, biological process: positive regulation of transcription by RNA polymerase II. Gene Ontology annotation, cellular component: nucleus. NCBI's taxonomy places the organism in Eukaryota, Metazoa, Arthropoda, Insecta, Thysanoptera, Thripidae. Bases 430 to 1125 code for a protein of 231 amino acids.
CGCGUGGAGGUCGAGGGGUGCGGUUCGUAGCGCGGCCCAGCGGUCCUCCCCGAGCGAGAGCAGCGUUAGCCGAGCCGACAGGAGGCCGUGCUCCUCCUCGAGCUUCUCCCGCGUUUGGUGACAGUGACCCCGCUCCUCCCCGCGCCCCGUCCGGCACGGCCCCCGACACCACCGCCCUUCGCUGCUGCUGCUACUUCGAUAACUCCCAUCUGCCAUUUGGCCGACCUUUACCCCCGGCCCCUUCUAUACCCGCCGGCCCGGCCCGCCCGCGGCCCCAGGGUGCCCAGGGUGCUCACUGGACUCAGCACCACGGCGCCGGUCAGCUCCGUGGACGCGGUGGCGGCAGCGGCGGUCGCCGGUCGCCCGCCCCGCCUGGGCUUUGGCCAGCAACAGCGCAGCCUCCUCGACAAGCAAGGUUUCCCCGCCGCCAUGGAGGUGAAGGUGGAAGCGCAGAACAACAGCGGCCCUCAGAAGUGCGCCGGCUGCGGCAAGAUCAUCACAGAAAGGUACAUGCUCAAGGCCCUGGACAUGCUCUGGCACGAGGACUGCCUCAAGUGCGGCUGUUGCGACUGCAGGCUGGGCGAGGUGGGCUCCACGCUUUACACCAAGGCCAACCUGCUGCUUUGUCGAAGGGAUUACCUGAGGCUGUUUGGCAGCACGGGCUACUGCGCCGCCUGCUCCAAGGUGAUCCCGGCCUUCGAGAUGGUUAUGAGGGCCAGGCACAACGUGUACCACCUCGAGUGCUUCGCCUGUCAACAGUGCAGCCACAGGUUUUGUGUUGGGGACCGCUUCUACCUGUGCGAAAACAAGAUUCUUUGUGAGUACGACUACGAGGAGAGGAUGGUCUUCGCCAACAUGAGCCAACAAACGUCACUACCACCGCUUAAACGGCAGGCUAACAACAACAACAACAUCACCGUCGCAAACAACAACACAACGAACAGCAACAACAAUAACAGCAACCAACAACAACAACAGCAACAGCAAACGUCAGUGCAGUGCAACGUGACGGUCAACGAGGACAACGUGUCCCCACCCGGCCAGCAGCCACUCCACGUGCACGUUCAGGUCUCGUCCGGCUAUCACCACCAGCUUCUCGACCCGGUCGGAGGGAGGUCCAAGUAGUGGCCGCCUCCGGGACCUCUGCUGCGCGGGCCAAAACCAAUGACUGUUAAACACUGUGGGGGCGCGCCUCUAAGGCGGCCCCCUCUCUCAUUGUUAAAAGUACUCUAUGAUCUCAAAUGUGAGAGCUAUUUUCCUAUCUCGACUCAUUAAUUUAGGUGUGGUGAAGAUGUUUUAGGAAUCCUGACUCUGCCAUUAGACCAGCUUAUGUCCUUGCAAGGAACAUAGGAACUUGUGAUUCCUUCUUUGUAUUUGUCUAAGAUAUCUAUUUUAUAGUGGCUGUGCAAUAUUCGUAGAAAUAUUUAUGUUUCCACGUGUAAGAUAAUCAUGUAUAGUUUGUUUUUAUUUGUUGUUUAAAACAAAAUUGACUGUGAAUCAGGAAAACGCCACGUUGUUGUGGCCUACAGUUUGUUACUGCUUUGUUUUCUAUUUAUGUUCAUUUGGAAGCUGCUUGAACUGACAUACGCUUAAACAUGAAUUAUUCUUUCAUGUUGAUUUUCAAGUACUCUAUGGCAUUGCUCUCUCUCUCUUCCAAAUCAGCGACGACCUAGUCGUUUAAUGUGAAAAAAAACUCUUGUUCAAAUAAUUUUUUUUCUCAUUGUUCUGUUAUUAUUCUUACUAUUCGUUGUUAAAUUUUACUUUGUUAAGUAUUUUCGUUGUAUGUGCUAAUCGUUGCGUCGCCAUAUAGACAGGAAUGAAAAAAAUGAA